This is a messenger RNA of Eublepharis macularius, 3301 nucleotides long. RefSeq names its product catenin beta interacting protein 1 (gene CTNNBIP1). Bases 527 to 772 code for a protein of 81 amino acids. The record is from RefSeq and is a predicted model, not a curated record. Gene Ontology annotation, biological process: negative regulation of Wnt signaling pathway. Gene Ontology annotation, molecular function: beta-catenin binding. The transcript is spliced from 6 exons. Lineage: Eukaryota; Metazoa; Chordata; Lepidosauria; Squamata; Eublepharidae. Gene Ontology annotation, cellular component: cytosol; beta-catenin destruction complex; nucleus.
GCGCGUCGCGCUCGAGCCGCUGCCUGAGGUGAGGCGGUUUGCCGCCUCUCAGCGGCGUCGGGCGCUGCUGGGACGCGGCAGGCGGCGGCUCGGCGGGUCCCUCCCACCCGGAGUCGCCCAGGCGCCUCCUCCGCUCCCCUCCCUCGGUCGCCGCCGCUGUGAGUCACGACGACGGAGGGAGGAGGCGGCUGAGGACAGAAAGCGAGAGGGAGAAGCGGCCGCUUCCCCACACGCCGCUCGUCUCCGAGGCUGCCUCGCCGGACCCAGCCCGCCCAAGUCCCGAGGGGGGAGAAAAAUCGCGCCUCGACCUUGCCCCCCCCCCUCUCAGAUUGGCUUCUUGCAGUGGUUCCAAACUGAGAACAGAUCAAAACUGAGAAUUCAGCAUACAGAAUCAGGUGAUCCCUACAUGCUUUGCCCAAAGCCCAAAUCUCAUCUUUGAUUUCUUCUUCCUGGCCAUUCCAACUGAACAUUCUCAUAGCCUGAGGUUACUAAGGAAGCAGGAGCCACGGGAACUGUCAGGAGGGGAAUGAACCGAGAGGGUGUCCCCGGGAAGAGUCCGGAGGAGAUGUAUAUCCAGCAGAAAGUGAGAGUCCUGCUUAUGCUUAGGAAGAUGGGAUCAAAUUUAACUGCCAGCGAAGAGGAAUUUUUGCGGACAUACGCAGGGGUAGUGAAUAGCCAACUUAGCCAGCUUCCUCAGCAUUCUAUUGAUCAGGGUGCUGAGGAUGGGGUGAUGGCAUUUUCCAGAUCAGAGACAGAAGACAGAAGGCAGUAGCUGAAGGACUGUCCCAGCAGUACAGACCUGGAGUGGGGAAAACAAGGCUUGCGGAGAUAAGGAAGAUGGCUGGACAUUCAUGAGUUCCUUUGCCCUCUCCGGAUUUCUUUGCCCCGUGGUAGCCUUUCCCCCUCCUCAGUUCAGUUUCUCAUUGCCCAGCUGUCUGAAUGCAUCUCAUAGCCGUCUGUCAUGUUAUGUCCUGUUGGUGGCUGUGCUGGGCUGUGUUAAUUGAGGAUAACUAGAGGAAUGCAUUUCUGAUUGGCUCAGAAAAGGAGGACUCUGAUUGGAUAAGGGAAGAAAACGUGACCAGUGGAAACACUCCUCACCCCCCUCCCUAUCCCACCUGUUUGUUUUUAAUUUUGUGUUUUUAAGAACCGUUGCCAACAUCCUUCUCCUUAAAAGCCUCCAAGUGUUAGUGCUUAUGUAGGUCAUGUUUGUGUGUUCUCGGAGAGUGACUUGGCUGGGUGAAACUGGAAAUGGACUGACUGCUGGUGCCAAGUGAGUGGCUUGCAGGUGUUUUGUCAGCAUCCAUGUUUUCCUUGCUAGAAAGCUGGGGGUGGGGAAGGGAAGGGGGACUUAAAUUUUGUCUUCACAUUUAUUGUCAUGGAGGAAUGUUUGGCCAUAUUUAUUAUAUGCUUGCAUACCUCUUUUUUUCCUUUUUCUUGGCCCAAUUGUUGGCUUCCCUGUUGGCUGCAGUGUCUAUAACUGGCUUCUCUGCAUUAAUCUACUCCGAGGCCUCCAGCUGUAUUUGAGGAAUUUGGGCAGGAAAGCAUGGUUUUCUCACACAUUUUCCAGCAGGAAGAGAGAUUCACAGAAGCUGCGCAGCUUCAAUGAGUGCUGUGGAAACAAGCCUCUGAUGGAAACCAGUGGUGGCUUUGUUGCACCUUGCUUGAGGCCUGUGUACAUGGUACGGAUUGCAAGCGACCCAGAUCUGUGUGACAGCCCAGUGUCAAACAAGUAUUAGCACAAAUGAGUAAUUCUGUACAGACUGUGUCCCCUGACCUUUAACACGGUUUACUACUGGCCUGUGAACCCAUUAACAGGUUAUCUCAAAUAGCAUUUGGCCUGAACCUGCCUUGAUUAGUGAGAAGGAAUGGAUCUAACCCUCCAUGAGGCUUGCUUUCCAGUGGUCACUGAUCCCGUUGGAGUCACUGCAUGUGUACUCGAGGGAUCUCCUCACAAGUCCUGCAAGUAACACAUCCUGUUCCUACAUGUGAUGAGAAAGUCCCUCAAACAGUAGCAGUUUGAAUCAAAUGUCCUGACUUGCCCACUAAACCACCCUGUUCUACUGCCAAAAACCAAGUGUAUUUCCUUUUCUGUUACGUACCAUGAUUUUCUCAGUACUUCCAGGAAGGCAGCUGCAGUGAGUUGCACUGAAAAAGUAUUCUGGAAAAUAUUUAAAUAGAAACCUAUUCCUCCGGUCUGUGUGUCUUUGGGACAGCAGUUGUUCUCUAGAGAAAUGGCUUAAGGCCCUGGCUGUGAUGAACACAACCAUUUUGCAGGGCCUGUAGCUAUGAGGGUACAGAUGCUGUUGCUAUGUUUUUGUGUGCGUAUGUGUGUGAGUGUGAGAAUGAGAGCGAGAGAGAAGUUACCCUGAAUAAAUAAACAUCGUCUACCUGCAACAGCAGCAACUCUACCACCAGAAAACAAUACUUGAGUUUCAAUUUGCAGCUUUCUAUGAAUUUAAAUGAAACCAGCAAUAAAUGCACCCCUUUCCGUUCAACCUUUAUUCCCUAUUCCUGCUUUUUUCUGUGGCAAGGAUUCGAGAUGGAUUCCUUUCAGCAGUUUUCCAGCAUUCAAAAUACGCUGUUGCUGGGGAAAACGCUCAAACUCCAAUCGCAAGAGCUGGGAGAACCAGAAUGAAGGACAGCUUUCUCCCCUCUGUUCCUUCAAGAAUUUUUUGUCUUCUGUGGGAGGGUGGAUGUUCUUUAUUCUGCUGUUCUUCUGGGGGCCUCGAAACAUGGAGUACAUGAUUUUCCCCUUUAUUUUGUAAUGAUAAAAACAGUAUGAGAGAGGUAAAGCUGAGAGAGCAUGACUAGCCAAGGUCCCUGAGCGAGCUUCAUGGCUAAGGAGGGAUUUGAACCUGCAUUCUCCCCAAUCUUACUGUAACAUUUGGAAUCCUCAUGCUAGCUGGCCUCUCUGGUCCACUGACUGAGCAGUUCUCACUAGGAGUCAUUGGAAGAAGGCUGCCCUAUCUCUCUGCUUAUCGUUUCUUGUGGGUUUUUUAAAUGUCACUAACUUCUUUCCCCAGAUGUGUUUUCUGGGGAUGAGAUUUACACUCCUGAUGCUGGACCACUGUUGAUGUUCUUUUAAAAAGCCUCAAAAUCUUUCAGACCCCCCCCCCCAAACUUUCACUGACUUCGCUGAGUUGGAGGGGCUCUGCAGCUACAACCUCCCUGUUGGCUUUGGCACAUGGAUGUAUGUUAUUUUCCAGCUGUUGCAUAUUUCUGAAGAAGCAAAGUGCAGUGUGUCUGUGAUUCUAGGUGGGGGAGGGGGGGAAGAGAGCUAAAAUACAGUUUGUGAGAGCUA